GCAUGUUCUGUUCAGUGGGACCGAAGACCGAAGUCUUUCUUCAAUUGCCUUCCAACCCGGCUUCUGUGGUCGACCAUUCAUAUAUUCAUUCAUAUCUAUCUAUUGCGCAGGUGGCAGUCCCCGUACAUCUUGCUCCAUUGUUUGGAAACCGCACGAGAAGCAAAGUUGUGGUUGACCAUGAUGAACUUGCCGUCUAUCAUCGCGGUGACUUUGUUGAUUGUUCUCGGAGUCUGCAUUGGCCAGGACGAUGUCUCUUUCACGGAAGAACCCUUGUCGCCAUAUCUCGUAGUGAUUGAUGGUGGUUCCACGGGUUCCAGACUUCACAUCUUUCAAUUUAUUCAUGAUAAAGAAUCUGCUUCCUACCAGUGUGAACGCCGUGGGUCCAGCCGUGCGAAUGUCCCCAUGUCAUCCUUCGCUCCCGAGGAAGAUGAAUUGUUGGACCCAGAAGUCGUUGCGGCUCACAUGCUACCACCAUUUGAAUUUGCGGCCGAUGUGAUUCCACCAGAAUAUCACAAUACAACCAUUGUCAAAUAUCAAGCGACUGCUGGCAUGAGGUUGUUAACAGAACAACAGCAAGAGGCUGUAUAUGACGCUCUGUAUCUGGGGUUGAUGCAAUCGGAGUCUUUUGUGUUCAAGGGCAUUGAAAGAAAUGACAUUGCAACACUCUCUGGAAGCCUGGAAGGGUAUUAUGGUGCCGUGGCAGCCAACUUUUUGUCUGGAAUCAUUGAGGCGAAUCUUCAAGUUGUACGUAAGGAUGAUGAUUUGAACAACCAACAAACACACCCUAUUGGAGCUUUGGAUAUGGGAGGAUCCUCCACACAAAUUGUGUACCUGACAGAGCAAGUCGACAAUGGCAGUCACAGCUGCGCCAAUUCUCCACCAGAUAGUACCGGGAGUAGUGGAGAUGAUCCAGAGUCUUAUGGUGACGAAGAGUUCCCACAGACUUGUCCCUCCGACUUGGUGGAUCAGCCCAUGUUGCAGGGAGAUCAGUUCUUCUCCACAUCUUACCUGGCAUAUGGUGUCGACCAGUUCCGUGAGCGCUUGUGGGACACCCUCAUCAGCGGCAGGUUAGCUCAGGACCACAGCGACUCCUGCGACACCAAGGUGAUCUUGUACCCAUGUGGAUUCAAAGGGCAUCAGAUCACAUGGAAUGAUUUCACCUUGAUCGGCACAGGCGACGCUGGUGAAUGUACGAAACAAGUUCAACGGUUGCUCCCCCACCCUGAAGAGGCAAUUGACAAUCACCACGAACACUCCGGGCGCGUUGUCGGGGGUAUCGAGCACCCAACUGUCAGGGGAAGGUUCUUUGCCAUGUCCCUGUACUUUUUCACGUUGGAUAGCCUGCGUGUCCUCUCUUCGCAUGACGACUUGGACACUGCCUGGCCACAACCUAGUAUAAAUGAACUCACAGAUGCGCUCGAGGGUCUUUGCUCCAGAGCCUGGCAAGGAGAUCUGGAAGAGAUCCAACACAAUGCCCAUCAAUUCACUCGAGCCGAGGUGCUGCCACACCGUUGCUUCGAGUCGUGCUACAUGGUCUCUCUUUUGAGAGAUGGCUUUGGUUUCCAUCCAGAAUCCAGGGACAUCACAUUCACCUUCCUUGUGGAUGGAAGCGAGGUGGAGUGGUCUCUUGGAAUGUCAUUGGAACUCUAUUCCCUGAAGGCCAGCAGCAAAAACAUGUCUGUGCAUAUGGAUGCAACGUGCCAUGACCAGAAUGUAACAUCACAGCAGAUGGAGGCAGCACUACCUGAAGUACAAGCGUCGACUUUUGGUUUGGUACAAGGUUCUGAUUGACAGCCGCAGGUGUGACCCUGCACAGCAUCAUUUUGUUCUUUGUUACGCAUAGUUCUUAGUCACAGUUUUGUCUCCGUGGAAUCGUGAAGUGCACGAGGCGCCGGCCCAGACAGAACUUUUCCACUCUGGCCUAACUGUGAAAUAGCCCCUCGUGUACAACCU
Seminavis robusta is the source of this 1953-nucleotide messenger RNA. The record is from the annotation of a GenBank genome assembly. NCBI's taxonomy places the organism in Eukaryota, Bacillariophyta, Bacillariophyceae, Naviculales, Naviculaceae.